Molecule: messenger RNA, 1152 nt
Organism: Thlaspi arvense
Lineage: Eukaryota; Viridiplantae; Streptophyta; Magnoliopsida; Brassicales; Brassicaceae
Source: the annotation of a GenBank genome assembly
UCCGCCUGCAGUUCCACGCUUUACCCUGAGCUCUGCAUCUCCUCCGUGGCCACCUCCGGCGGCGUCAAGCUGACGUCGCAAAAAGACGUCAUCGAGGCGUCGCUGAACCUAACGACAACCGCCGUGGAACACAAUUACUUCACGGAGACUUGCCUCGACGGCUUCUCUCAUGACGCCGCCGACAAGAAAGUCCGUAAGGCCUUGUUGAAGGGUCAGUGCCACCAUAAGAUUAUAGAUAGGAUACACGUAGAGCACAUGUGCAGCAACGCACUAGCAAUGAUCAAGAACAUGACUGAUACCGACAUAGCCAAUUUCGAGCUAAAAGCUAAAAGCACCUCAAACCACCGCAAGCUCAAGGAGGAGGAGACAACGGUGGCCGUAGAUAUCGCCGGCGCCGGAGAGCUAGACGCCGAGGGGUGGCCAACUUGGUUAUCUGCCGGAGAUAGGAGGCUUCUUCAAGGGUCUACCGUGAAAGCCGACGCCACAGUGGCGGCUGAUGGUAGUGGGACGUUCAAGACGGUAGCCGCUGCGGUUGCGGCGGCACCGGAGAAUAGUAAUAAGAGGUAUGUGAUACAUAUAAAAGCCGGAGUUUAUAGAGAGAAUGUGGAAGUGGCGAAGAAGAAAAAGAACAUAAUGUUUAUGGGAGAUGGUCGAACGAGAACUAUUAUCACCGCAAGUAGAAAUGUCGUCGACGGUAGCACCACUUUUCACUCCGCGACCGUUGCUGCUGUCGGUGAGAGAUUCCUAGCGCGUGACAUCACUUUCCAGAACACGGCGGGUCCGUCGAAGCACCAAGCGGUGGCUCUCCGUGUCGGUUCCGAUUUCUCCGCUUUCUACCAAUGCGACAUUUUCCCGACGUAUCUUGGUCGACCGUGGAAGGAGUAUUCGCAGACGGUGAUAAUGCAGUCGGAUAUCUCCGACGUGAUCCGACCCGAAGGGUGGUCCGAGUGGACCGGGACUUUCGCGUUGAACACUCUGACUUAUAGAGAGUAUGCGAACAGAGGAGCAGGGGCUGGAACUGCAAAUAGAGUGAAGUGGAAGGGCUUUAAGGUAAUAACGGCUGCUGCUGAAGCUCAGCCAUAUACGGCUGGUCAGUUCAUUGGUGGUGGAGGAUGGUUAGCUUCGACCGGUUUCCCUUUCUCGCUCGGUCUU